Molecule: messenger RNA, 1968 nt
Organism: Spodoptera frugiperda (fall armyworm)
Lineage: Eukaryota; Metazoa; Arthropoda; Insecta; Lepidoptera; Noctuidae
Product: zinc finger protein 567
Exons: 11
Coding region: 145-1749 (534 amino acids)
Cellular component (GO): nucleus
Molecular function (GO): zinc ion binding
Source: RefSeq, a predicted model, not a curated record
UCACAUUCACUUAUCACUUCACUACUUACUGUCAAACGAUAACAAUACACUGUCAUCGCACGCCACAGUCAUAGAAACAAUAAUAAAAAAAAUGUUUAUUUUCAUAAAAUAAAAGCUUUAUGCGAUUGUCGAAGCUCAGUCAAAAUGUUCAAGAAAAUGUGUAGAUUAUGUCUGUCAACAGAAAACAUAAUGUUUCCAUUAGACGAGUCCUUUGUUUUCGACUAUAAUUUGCUAACAAAUCUUCACAUUACCGUGUCAGAUGGAAAACCACAAUUUACAUGCACAACAUGCGUUGAUAAUGUUAAAAAUUUCAUAGCAUUUAGGGAUAAAUGUAUUAAAGCAGAAAGUAUAUUGGGUGAGAUGGUUAAUGAUGUCAAACAAGAAGAUGAAAAGGGCAAACAAGAAAUUGUUAUUAAAGAGAAACUAGAAAUAGAAAUAAAUGAUACACCGGAUACUGAAAUUGAAGAAAAGCCUUCAGUUAAUGAAGAUGGUGAUGAUGAUGAAGAUGAGGAUAUGGUUUAUGUUAUGAAAGAGGAAAUAAAAGAAGAAUAUGACUACAAAUUAGAAGAUUACAAUGUCACAUAUUCCGAUUCUGAUGCCUAUGAGGACAUCAACGAUGUUCUUAAUAAAAACGAUGCAAGUAUUAAAAAUAGCCCUAAUAAAAAAGAUAAAAGCAAUAACAAACGAAAGUCAACUUUAAAUAAAGUAAAAAUAAAAAAGAAAAAAUCUGAAGCGGAAACGAAGAAGAAAAAUGCGAAAAAAGGAGCAACCGAAGCUGAGCCUGACCAGUGGUACUGUGGUAUUUGCCCCAAAGUAUUUGACAGCAAAACUGAGAUGAAUCAGCAUAUAGAUAGCCAUAAGACUGAAAGACAAUGUGGUAUUUGCAAAUUGAAAAUGAACAGUGUGUCCCAACUCUACGCCCAUAGACUAAACCAUGUUCCAACUGUGCAGUAUAAAUGUCACAUUUGCAAUAAAAGAUACAGAUCCGAUGUGUAUUUGGAAUUUCACUACAGAAAUGUUCACAUUGAGGAAGAUGAUAAACGACUUUCCUGUGACACAUGUAAUAUGUUUUUUAAACUACCAAAAAGAUUUUGUUAUCACAAUUCGACUGGGGUACAUUCCAAAAGUGAGCCAAAUUAUAUUUGCGACGCAUGUUCCAAGGGCUUUCAAAAUAAGACAGCAUUAAAAUCGCAUAUAAGGUCCCAUGGGUUGACUAAAUUGUUUACCUGCAAUUUGUGCGAUUUCUCCUGUAAACAGACCAGUGGAUUAAUUGAUCACAAGAAACGCAAACAUAAUCCUCAGAAGGUUAUCUGUAAGAAUUGCAAUAAAAUCUUCUUGAAUCAAAAGGAAUACGAGGAACAUAAUUGUAAACACAUUAAGGAAAGUUUAUGUCCCAUAUGUGGUGUACAGGUCAAAUGUAGAUUAAACCGACAUCUGUUGAGUCAUUCGGAUGAAUUCAGAUUCAAAUGUCAUAGGUGUCCGGCUAAAUACAAGACUAAACAUGCAUUAGGUGCGCAUUUGGACAGGCAUGACGGUAACCGCAGGAAGCAGUGUGAAUACUGUCCCGCUAAGUUCUACUGUGCCGCCACGCUACAAAAACACAGACGGAUUCAUACAGGUGAAAAGCCGUAUGUGUGUCAAGAAUGUAACAAGGGUUUUACAGGAAAACAUAACCUCAAAGUACACAUGAAGGUACAUGGAAAGCACUUAAUUGUUAAAAGAAAUGCUGAAAAUGAUGUUACCAUAUGAAAAAUAUAUUAAUAUUUUUAGUUAAGAUUUAUUAGAGUUUAUUGUAUUUUUGUUGAUUGAAAAAUAUUUUUAUUUUUUUAUAUUUGAAAUGAAAUGGAUCGGCUUUUGGCCACUACCUCGUCUGGUAAUAAGUUCUAGGUAAUGAAGUGAAAGUAUAAUUAACUAAAUUGUUUAUUUAAUUCGUAAGUAAUAAAUAAAAUAUAAUGUAUGGAAAUCUUU